AUGUCCAGGCUUUCGAUUGAUUUCACUAUGAAGAGGAAAAGAAGUAACGUGUCACGAAAACCUAGGGCUAAUUGUGAUGCGAUAUUUAAGAGAUACAUUGGGUGGUUACCACAUGCUGAGAAUGAGAGUGUGAGAGAUCCAGUGGUUGUUUCUGAUGGAUUAGGAACUAAUAACAAGUUGAAGAAGCUAAAACUCAAGUUUGGGGGUGUUACUCAUACUAUUCAUACCAAGUCUGGUUCUGAUGGUCGAAACCCUAAGGUGAAUGACAAUGCAGAUAAUAAUGGUGCCCGGUCUUUUGAUAAAAAGAGAGAGCUUGGGGGAAAAUCAGUUAAGAUCUCAACUGGAUCUUAUUUUGCAGCUGAGAAUCAUUCACAUAAAAGAAAGACAACUGGACAGCAUUCCCGGAAGAGCAAGCAAGUUACUGAGAGAUGUUCCUUGGGCGUGGGAUUUAGCGACGAAGAGGGUGAAGAUGCAGAACUUCAAUUUCUUGAAAAAAUCAAUUCGUCAAAAAGAUCAGCUAGUCGUUAUAAAGAUAAUCAAGGAGGCACAACAAUGCGUGGCAUUUGUAAAGAUGCAUUAGAGAGGAAAUAUGGGGAUCGGGACUAUGUGGAAGGAGUCCCAACAUCAAGUGAUGAAUCAAUAUUAGAAGGGAAGAAGCCAAAGAGGGAGUCUGUCAAUAUGGUUGUACCAAGAAAGCAAUCCACCCGCAGUAAUCGUAAUUGUUCAGUUGACUCUUUCAACGAUAUGUUAUCUCGGCCGGUCGCAAGCAUUAUUGACAUCUCAGAUAAAAAGGCCAAAUUGUCAGAGGAGCAGCUAAUCAAGAAAGCCGAGGCCGCAAAGAGACGAAAAAUUCAAGCAGAGAAGGCGGCUAAGGAGGCUGAGGAGGCAGCCAUUAAGAAGAUACUUGGUCAAGAUUCUGCUAAGAAGAAGAAAGAGGAAAAGAUGAACAAGCGCAGGGAUGAAUUAGCAAAGGAAAAAUCUAGCAAACCGUUUCAUCUAGCAUCUAAAACUGUUCGAUGGACUAUGGGUCCCAAUGGGACUGUAGUGACUUUUUCUGAAGACAUGGGUCUACCAAGUAUCUUUCAAACAAUACCGAACAGUUAUCCUCCCCCAAGAGAAAAGUGCGCAGGUCCAAACUGCACUAAUGCUUACAAGUAUCGGGAUUCAAAGUCAAAGCUUCCCCUUUGUAGUCUUGGUUGUUACAAAGCAAUUCAUGGAAAAAUCUCUCCUGUGGUUGCAUGUUAA
This is a messenger RNA of Vicia faba (fava bean), 1245 nucleotides long. NCBI's taxonomy places the organism in Eukaryota, Viridiplantae, Streptophyta, Magnoliopsida, Fabales, Fabaceae. The record is from the annotation of a GenBank genome assembly.